AUGGCCACCAUGCUGAACGGAGCCGCCGUGAUGGACGCCGCGCUGCUGCUCAUCGCGGGUAACGAGUCGUGCCCCCAGCCGCAGACGUCGGAGCACCUGGCGGCCAUCGAGAUCAUGAAGCUGAAGCACAUCCUGAUCCUGCAGAACAAGAUCGACCUGGUGCUGGGCGCGGUCGGGGCGCUGCCCGACAUCUUCACCGAGCUGGAGAUCUCCUACUUCCUGCUGCGCCGGCUGCUGGGGGUCCGCACGGAGGGGGACAAGAAGGCCGCCAAG
Messenger RNA from Menidia menidia (Atlantic silverside), 273 nucleotides. NCBI's taxonomy places the organism in Eukaryota, Metazoa, Chordata, Actinopteri, Atheriniformes, Atherinopsidae. The record is from the annotation of a GenBank genome assembly.